GUCCUCCCAGACCUCCCCUCCGCUCAAGCCAAUGGGCUCACCCACAUCCGGGAAUCAGUGAGAAAGGCGCGCGGGUCACGUGACGCCGACAGGGGGCCCUGUGGCAGCGGGUGCAGCGCUGGGUCCGGCGCGGAUCUGACAAGAUCAAAGCUGCAGGAGAAUGGACAGUGAGGUACAAAGAGAUGGAAGGAUCUUGGAUUUGAUUGACGAUGCUUGGCGAGAAGACAAGCUGCCCUAUGAGGAUGUUGCAAUACCACUGAAUGAGCUUCCUGAACCUGAACAGGACAAUGGUGGCACCACAGAAUCGGUGAAAGAACAAGAAAUGAAGUGGACCGACUUGGCCUUACAGUAUCUCCAUGAGAAUGUUCCCCCUAUAGGAAACUAACACCUGGUUCCUUUUUCGUGGACAGAUUUUUGAAAAAUACAUAGAUACAAAAAGUG
Molecule: messenger RNA, 441 nt
Organism: Ailuropoda melanoleuca (giant panda)
Lineage: Eukaryota; Metazoa; Chordata; Mammalia; Carnivora; Ursidae
Gene: ANAPC13
Product: anaphase promoting complex subunit 13
Exons: 3
Coding region: 161-385 (74 amino acids)
Biological process (GO): protein K11-linked ubiquitination
Cellular component (GO): anaphase-promoting complex
Source: RefSeq, a predicted model, not a curated record